Drepanopeziza brunnea f. sp. 'multigermtubi' MB_m1 is the source of this 4941-nucleotide messenger RNA. RefSeq lists its product as uncharacterized. NCBI's taxonomy places the organism in Eukaryota, Fungi, Ascomycota, Leotiomycetes, Helotiales, Drepanopezizaceae. The record is from RefSeq and is a predicted model, not a curated record. Gene Ontology annotation, molecular function: protein binding; phosphorelay sensor kinase activity. Gene Ontology annotation, biological process: phosphorylation; phosphorelay signal transduction system.
AUGGACGCCGUCUGGCCUCUUAUAGAUGAUGGUCUAGGCCGUGAUGGAGAUGAGGAUGAGGAUGAGGAUGGAUUUCUUUUCCUUAUCGAAGGAUCUUAUCCCCUCUGCUCCCCCUGUGCCGAUCGAGGGGUCCCCCAGGGCAGGGUCCAAAAGUUGCCAAAGUCGCUCCGUUCCCUACGGCGACAGCUACGGCGACAGCUACAGCUACAGCUACAGCUACAGCUACAGACAGGACCGGCUAAGCCCAAUGGGAAGACGGCCGAGGGAAAUACCUCCGCCAUAUCAACCCACCCUUCCCUUCUUCCUCUCAACAACAUAACUAACUACAUCCCCCAAUUCGCCUCUAUAACCCACCCAAAUCCCGUAUUUUCUGGCCGAGGUCGAACCAGACUUACCCAGAUAUAUCGCGACAUCGAUUGGAAAGUGGACGGACCGCCGACCCUCCGCCCAUCUAUCUUAAGUCAACACCUCCAGAACGGCAAAAUCUCCGGACUUUUAUGCGACGAGAUGAUGCUCGCCCUCGAUACCGCCCAACCCGACUCUGCUCAACCGGCUGGGUAUCGUCACGAAUCUAUCCACGAUGAACUCCUGCCACAUCGGAUCGGCGACGAUGAUGGCCACCCGCGGUCUCCGCUGCACAUGCCCCCAGGUCAAAUCGAUGGCCUCGAGUCCUUGCAAGCAGACAACCUCCUCAAGAUGCGUGGACAAUCAACUCAUCGGAGAGACUCUGAUGACAGCCUCCUUGAUCUCGAUCUCGAUCUCCAUCUCGGAGGACCUCGUCCAGCGGCACAGCUCGCAGUGUCCGCAUUGCAGUAUCUUCCAUAUCCCGUCAUCGUCUUGAGCGCGCUGAAAACACUCGUCAUGGCCAACGAUGCCAUGGGAAGACUGCUGGGGAUGGAAGAGACGGAUGGCGAUGUCGCUAGUGACGACGGGACCACAAUCUCCGAUAGGCUGGGUGGGCAAACUUUGAACCAGCUUGGUAUCGAUAUGCUGCAGGACGGCCGGCCGGUCUGGGUAACCUGGGAGGCGUUCCUCAGCAGCAUCGCGGAAGAGAUGGGCCAGCAAACCACGGAGGAUCCGAUGCGGCGGACGGGCUCUGAAGCUGGAGAAGGGGAUAGAACCCCAACGGUCGAGAGAACAGAGCCUUUGAGGAGCAGUCGAUCGAGUCACAAGGAACGGCCUAUGGUUCGCGAUGCCGUGGUGGAGGUAGUCAUAUCCCAGGAGAAGAUUGGCCAGAGUCUGUUUGCGGCCCAUUACAGUGCCAGAAAAACCCCAAGGCAUGUUUUUGCCAAAAUGAUCAUAACUGUCUGGGAGAUCGAGGACGAGAAGUUCUUCACUUUGACAUUUACCAAUACAGACGCGCAGCAGAACUCACUCCCAGCUUCCACGGGCCAGUCGAGGCAAGUGACAAGGGCCACGAAGAAUUCCUCCUUCGGCUCGGCAGGAUCGAGAUCGCACUCCUCCUCCUCUGUCAGCUCCGGCAAAAACUCAACCCGAGGUGGUGGCUCCUCCUCAUCGUCUGCUAUCACGAGCCCUACUACCCUCUCCAUGUCCACAAGCCCCUUUCCGCCGUUAGGCCCUCCGUCCAAGCUCAGCACCUCAAGUGCCCCGUCGACUUUUCAGAAGAUCAUCUUGAUGAAAGAUGCUCUGAUGGAUACCACCUCGGUACCCAUUCUGGCCAUGUGGAAAGACGAAAGCCUAACGAUACCCAAUAGAGCUGCAAGGCGAUUGUUUGACCCGGCAGCGGAUCUCUCCAAUGUCAAAGACGGGGCUGACUUGAUAACGAAAUGGGAGUUGUACGACGAGACGUUGACCACCAAGCUGGACCCUAGUGAAUACCCGAUCUCAGUGCUCAUCAAAACACAGACACCGUUUUCCAGUCGCAAAUUUGCCAUGGUCGACCCCGAUACGAAGCAGAAGACCGUUUACGACGCCCUCGGGGAGGGUAUCUAUGGCGAUGACGGAGAGUUUCUCGCUGGAGUGGUGUCAUGCCGCGAUAUCACCUCCCUGACGGAGACGAUCACGGAGAUCAAGGCCAAGGAUGAGCAGCGAUUCUCAAUGAUCGUUGACAGUAUGCCGCAAAUGAUUUGGACUGCGACUCCGGAUGGUCUACAUGACUGGUUCAGCCAAAGAUGGUAUGACUACACGGGAUUGAGCCCAGAACAAUCUCUCGGAUUGGGCUGGAAAUCAUCGUUCCACCCCGAAGACAUGGUCAACGCUGGUAAGAGGUGGGCACAUUCCCUCGCUACUGGUACACCAUACAGCACAGAGUAUCGCUGUAGGAGCAAAGAAGGCGAGUGGAGAUGGAUGCUAGGCCGCGCCUUGCCAAUGAGGAAUCUUCACACUGGAGCCAUCGAGAAGUGGUACGGAACGUACACAGAUAUACAUGAAUCUGUCGAGACGCGAUAUGCCGCGAAACGAUUGCGACAACAACUCCUCUCUGUCAUCACACACGCUCAAGUCACACUUUUCUCAGUGGACAGGGAACGCAAGAUAACCCUGCUCGAAGGAGCUUUCAUCUGGGAUCUGGACAGCGAUAUUGGAUCCGGUGACGAGAGUUCGAAUAGCAAAAACAGGGGAGGCGAAGACUUCAUUGGCAGAAAUGUCUACGAUGUUUUAUAUCAGAGCAGAGCCCUUCGCGACCAUGAUGGUGUUCCUGCGUCUCUGAAACCGAUCGAAGACAUCCUGACUGGGAAGACAAUGGAGGAGGUUCAGGAGCACUGCAUCGAUGACCGAUGGUACCGGACGAAGUUCGUACCAAUCCUGGGCAAGAAGGACAACGGUGGCCAAGCAAACGAAGCGUGGAUCGAUGGGGUAAUCGGUGUCAGUAUGGAUAUCACCGAAAUCAAGGAUCGUGAGCUGGAUCUACAGGCCCAAGAGAAGGAGAACUCGAGGCUUUUGGCCAACGAGGCGGCUGCUAAAGAAGCCAGUCGGCUGAAGAGUCAGUUCCUCGCCAACAUGUCGCACGAGAUUCGAACGCCCAUUGCUGGAGUCAUUGGGAUGGCAGAACUCCUGACAGAUAUGGAUCUAGACGAGGAGCAACAAGACUGUGCAGAGAACAUCCAGCGCUCUGCCAAUGGUCUUCUGACUGUCAUCAAUGAUAUUCUUGACUUCUCGAAAGUCGAAUCUGGUCGUCUGGACAUCGAGGAAGUGCAGUUCUCACUCUCUGUGGUGGUCAGGGACGUGAGUAAAAUGCUCGGAUUCGCCGCCGAAAGGAAGAACCUCAUGUUCAAGUCGGACAUCGAUGUUGGUUUAGAUACAGAUCUGAUUGUGAUGGGGGACCCAGGACGAGUGCGCCAGAUCAUCACAAAUUUACUUACCAACAGUAUAAAGUUUACCAGCGAGGGCUACGUCAAAUUCUCUGUUCUGAAACAGAGGGAAACGGCCGAUGUCUUUGAAGUCAAAUUUGUGGUGGAAGAUAGUGGAAUUGGAAUCGAAGAGGAGGUGCGGAAACGGCUCUUCAAGCCUUUCAGCCAGGCAGAUUCCUCGACGGCACGACGCUUCGGCGGAACAGGUCUUGGACUGACCAUCAGCAAGAAUCUCGUGGAUUUGAUGCAUGGAACGAUAGGCUUAGAAUCGUCUCUGGGAGCUGGCACCACUGCCACAUUCACGAUCCCUUUCAACAAACCCCAAUUCCACAACGGUUCAUCGGCACUGAUCGAUAUCGGCUUGCUUCCCGAUCGUUUGCAGUCUGAGAUGAGCGUCUCGUGCAGCAGUUCUGAUUACGAUCAAGUUAUGGGGACACCGCCCAUGAAUAUUCCGAUGAUCAUGUACGGCAGGGGAGGGACGAAGCCCCGAUCCGUCAGCAUGACUCCACCUACGCCAUCGGAACUCGAUCUCUCCCCCGAAGAGAGGGCCAAGGUCAAGAUCCUACUUGUUGAGGAUAACGCCAUCAACCAGCAGAUCGCGCUCAAAACCAUCAGGAAGCUCGGCUUCGCCGUGUCUGCGGUCUGGAACGGCAAAGAAGCCCUGGAUUACGUCCUCGCCUCCGACUCUCGCCACCCCCCUCAGCCCAAACCAGACAUAAUCCUCAUGGAUGUGCAGAUGCCCAUCAUCGACGGCUACCGUGCAACGCACCUUUUACGCCACCAUAAACCCUACAACCAUCUCGCUCGUAACAUCCCAAUCGUGGCCAUGACUGCCUCCGCCAUCCAGGGCGACCGCGAGAAGUGCAAGAAGGCAGGCAUGGACGACUACCUCGCCAAACCCGUCAAGGGAAAGACGCUCGAGAAGAUGCUCGUCCGCUGGGCCAUCAGCAGACGAGUGUCGCAGAGUGCCGGCGGCGACACCUCCAGCGAUGCCGAAACGAGCGACUGCACGGAGCCCGAGGAGCACAAUUGCGGGAGCGUUGCUGUUCCGAUGUUUGGGCAAGGGUCGCCAACGAGCGUGCCGUCUUCAGGGACCACGGUUCCGAAAGCCAGCUCAGGAAACUUGGGUUCCAAAGGUCUGACGGUUGCGGAACGGCCGACUAUGAACGCGCGACGUGAUUCACAUCACCUUACUCUCCCCGGUCCGGAGUCGGAAGGCGAAAGGGCCGGUAAGCGGGAAGAAGCCGAGGAAAAGGCUACGGCGCUUAGAGACGAGAAGAUGGUUAUUGCUGCCGCUGGGCCGGGGGGCCUGUUGAGUCUGGGAUCGAGUCCCAUGGGUGAAGAGAACCGAGGGGGGCAUGCGCUGACGGAGGAGAAUGUAGGGAAGCUCGAGCGAGAGGCGAGGAGUAAGAGUAGGAACAGGCCGGGGCAUAAGAAGCGGAAUGUUAGCAAGCUUGCUGGGGCGAGCUUGAGAGCUGAGGAUACGGGGAGUUCCAAUGGGGAUGGCGGUGGUGCGGGCAGAGGGAGUGAGGAGCGUCCGACCUUAGGGAGGAGGUGGCGAGACAGUGAAAGGACUGUUAUGACGCUUGAUGAUCGGGAGAGAGAGAGGGACAGGGCGGCUGGGCAGCACUGA